This is a messenger RNA of Pichia membranifaciens NRRL Y-2026, 733 nucleotides long. RefSeq lists its product as hypothetical. The transcript has a single exon. The record is from RefSeq and is a predicted model, not a curated record. Lineage: Eukaryota; Fungi; Ascomycota; Pichiomycetes; Pichiales; Pichiaceae. The coding region runs from base 156 to 527 and encodes 123 amino acids.
UCCCGCCGCCUUUACCUCCGCCGCACCGCAUCCUAGGCUCUUGUUACUGGCCAGUGCCGGUACCAAUGCUUGUGUCGGAUGCCGACCCGGACCCGGACCCGGUUGUCAAAGCUACUCCGCUUCCCGUGUCUGAUCCUUAGCGGGGCAAGCGUGCGAUGUCUUUGUUUCUAUCUAAUGCAGCAGACGCUGGAAUCCCGCACCGGCGUCACGUUGACUGUUGGGCACACGCAGCCCCGCGUGCCUGGCCGACGCAGAGCAAGCCAGCAAGCUUCGCCGACGGACAGUCCCGCGCCGCAGCGUGCUGCGUGCAGCAUGCUGCACGCUGCACGCUGCACCUCGCUGCUAUGGCGCGGAACAAUCUUGCAGAUCUAGGAAGGUCCCCCGGAUUUGCCCCCCGCCAGCUGUGCACCAAAGCUUAUGCAAGAUCGCCGCUUCCGGCCUCCGGGGGCGGCGCGCCGGUCCGGCGUUGCUCGUUUCUAGCAAUUCGGUUUUCAGUGUCCGGCGACGGCAGGGCCGCGUAUUUUUGACGUCUUGGGGAGGGCCGAGGGGUGGAUGCAGGCGGCAUAGGGUGGCAUGGCAUAGCAUAGCAUGGUCGUGGACCGGCCGGGAAGUUAACAAGUACAAAAGAUUAGCCCUAUUAUUGUAUAAAAACUAGGUAAAGAGGGCCAAAGGGGGAGAAAAAGGAGUUGAGGGUCGAGAAGAAGCAACUGGUCGCGGCCGAGAAGACACAGUG